GGCCGAGGCCUGGGGGCGAGCUGGGGUCGUGCAGUACAGCCUCUUUCCGGCAAAUCACGCGAGAUUUCGUUCACCCGGGCUCCACGACGGUCAGUGACGCGCGAGCGGCUGCCGCGACUGAGGCUCCAGAAGCUGCUUCGGGCCCCAGCGGUGAGGGAAAAGACUCUCAACCAGGGUGACUUCCAGGCGUCCUCCCGGAGCUACCGGGGACACUGGCGUUAUUGCCCGGAACACUGAGAUAGGGAAUGCUCGAGAAGCAGAAGCAGGUUUUGGGUUGUUUUUUUUUUUAAUUAUUGGGGGAAAGCAGCCUGAGGUUUUGACGUAAUUGUGUUUGAGGUGCCUCUGGAACUUUCAUUUAACACAGAUUUGUUGAGCACCUACCAUGUGCCGGGCUUAGGGGAUUGGACUCACAUUUUUUUGUGUGUGUAACGGAGUCUCGCUCUGUCUGUCGCCCAGGUUGGAGUGCAGUGGCGCGAUCUCGGCUCACUGCAGCCUCCGCCUCUCGGGUUCAAGCGAUUCUCCUGCCUCAGCCUCCCGAGUAGCUGAGAUUACUACUACGCCCGGAUAAUUUUUUGUAUUUUUGGUAGAGAAGAGAUUUCACUGUGUUAGCUAGGAUGGUCUUGAUCUCCUGACCUCGUGAUCUGCCUGCCUUGGCCUCUCAGAGUGCUGGGAUUGCAGGCGUGAGCCACCGCGCCCGGCCUGGACUCACAUUGAACAAAGCAGACGAGUCCUUAUCCUCUUAGCGCUUACAAGCUGGGCAGUUAGUUUGAAAUUCUGGGCUAGAGACGCAAAUUAUUAUUAUUUCCAUUUAAAGUGGUUGGUAGGAGGAGCCACAGGGCUCAGGGAGGUCCCCGAGAAAGGGAAGAGCAAGAUAGGAAUCUCCACAUGCAAGACUUCGGGAGGGGAAGGAGGAGACUAGAAAACCGGAAGGGGAGGAGAAGACUGGCAGAGAGAUCCAGAAAGACACAUGGAGUAUUUUAUACAGAAAUCUUGUGAAACCACUGCCCAACCAGAGCAAUGAUUGUUCAAAGAGUGGUAUUGAAUUCUCGACCUGGAAAAAAUGGUAAUCCAGUGGCAGAGAAUUUCCGAAUGGAAGAAGUUUAUUUACCAGAUGAUAUUAAUGAAGGACAAGUACAAGUUAAAACUCUUUAUCUUUCUGUGGAUCCUUACAUGCGUUGUAGAAUGAAUGAAGACACUGGCACUGAUUAUAUAACACCUUGGCAGCUAUCUCAAGUCGUUGAUGGUGGAGGUAUUGGAAUUAUAGAAGAAAGCAAACACACAAAUUUGACUAAAGGCGAUUUUGUGACUUCUUUCUAUUGGCCCUGGCAAACCAAGGUUAUUCUGGAUGGAAAUAGCCUUGAAAAGGUAGACCCACAACUUGUGGAUGGACACCUUUCAUAUUUUCUUGGAGCUAUAGGUAUGCCUGGUUUGACUUCCUUGAUUGGGAUACAGGAAAAAGGUCAUAUAACUGCUGGAUCUAAUAAGACAAUGGUUGUCAGUGGGGCUGCAGGUGCCUGUGGAUCUGUGGCUGGGCAGAUUGGCCAUUUGUUAGGUUGUUCCAGAGUGGUGGGAAUUUGUGGAACACAUGAGAAAUGCUUCCUCUUGACCUCAGAACUGGGCUUUGAUGCUGCAAUUAAUUAUAAAAAAGACAAUGUGGCAGAACAGCUCCGUGAAUCAUGCCCAGCUGGAGUGGACGUUUAUUUUGACAAUGUUGGUGGUAACAUCAGUGAUACAGUGAUAAGUCAGAUGAAUGAGAACAGCCACAUCAUCCUGUGUGGUCAAAUUUCUCAGUACAACAAAGAUGUGCCUUAUCCUCCCCCGCUAUCCCCUGCUGUAGAGGCAAUCCAAAAAGAAAGAAACAUCACAAGGGAAAGAUUUCUGGUGUUAAAUUAUAAAGACAAAUUUGAGCCUGGCAUUCUACAGCUGAGUCAGUGGUUUAAAGAAGGAAAGCUAAAGAUUAAAGAGACGGUAAUAAAUGGGUUGGAAAACAUGGGAGCUGCAUUCCAGUCCAUGAUGACAGGAGGUAACAUUGGAAAGCAGAUAGUUUGCAUUUCAGAAGAAAUCUCUUUGUAAUCGCUGUAAAUGUCAUCAAGGCAAUCAUAGAUUUGUUUUCCAUUUUGCAUAUUUUCAAAGAUACGUUAAAAAAUCCUUAGAAUAUACAUAGCUCUUGAUUUAAAUGUGAUCAUAGGUGUUAUUUUUAGUUGCAUAGGGGAUUUUUUACAACCAUUAAUGGAUCAUACACAAUAGGUUUUUAAAAAUUAAUAACUUAGUAAUUACUUUUAUUAAUUUAAAAUAGAACGCUUGAGAGGCACUUUGUAAAGAUUUGUUAAACUGGAAACGUUUUACAUGAUCUGACACAACCAUUAAUGAACCAUACACAAUAGGUUUUUUAAAAUUAAUAUUAAUAACUUUUAUUAAUUUAAAAUAGAAUGCUUAAAAUAAAAUAGAGUGCUUGAGAGGCACUUAGUAAAGAUUUGUUGAACUAGAAAUGUUUUACAUGAUUCUUAAACUGAAACUUGGUGUAAAAAUAGAAUUGAGAUGGCCUUUUUUUCACAUUGUAGACUGAAAAGAGACUUAAUGGUAUGAUGUGUACAUAGGGAUGGGGGACAGGAUUGGGGGUUUCAGAGCUUGUGUAACAGUUUUUGGGAUAGGAGACCAGUGGCUUUGGGUUGGGAUUAGUAUGGGAAGAUAAAUAACUUAGGUUGGUUGACAAGAUUUACUCCAGAGGAUGAUCUCUUUGUAUUUGCCAAAUAAUUUACUGUAUAGCCUAAAAGCUCCAUAUAUAUUGAGAAAAGCAUAUGUUUAUUUUAGGUUAGCAGGCACAUACUGUCAAGUUGUAAAGAUUGGGAGGGCAAACAGAUGUAAACAUCACUUGGAGUUUUCGGUGAUUAAAAAGAUUGACGGCCGGGCCUGAUGUCUCAAGCCUGUAAUCCUAGCACUUUGGGAGGCAGAGGCGGGCAGAUCACUUAAGGUCAGGAGUUUGAGACCAGCCUGGCCAACACGGUGAAACCGCGUCUCUCUAAAAAUACAAAAAUUAGCUGGGUGUGGUGGCACGCGCCUCUAAUCCCAGCUACUUAGGAGGCUGAGGCUGGAGAAUCAUUUGAACCGGGGAGGGGGAGGUUGCAGUGAGCUGAGAUUGCACCAUUGCACUCCAGCCUGGGCGACAAGAGUGAAAUUCCGUCUCAAAAAACAAAAACAGUUGACAACAAAGACAGUUUCAGAAAAUGACAGGACUGGGCAAAUUAACAAAUGUUUGUAAACAUGAAUGUUCAGGAACUACUGAUGUACCUCAAAAGUUUGUUUUAUUAAUUGUACUCAACCCUCACAGAACAGUAAAACUGAAGAUUAUUGUUUCCGAA
Symphalangus syndactylus (siamang) is the source of this 3359-nucleotide messenger RNA. It is a transcript of the gene PTGR2, whose product is annotated as prostaglandin reductase 2. The record is from RefSeq and is a predicted model, not a curated record. NCBI's taxonomy places the organism in Eukaryota, Metazoa, Chordata, Mammalia, Primates, Hylobatidae. Gene Ontology annotation, biological process: prostaglandin metabolic process. Gene Ontology annotation, molecular function: 15-oxoprostaglandin 13-reductase [NAD(P)+] activity.